This is a messenger RNA of Cokeromyces recurvatus, 3995 nucleotides long. RefSeq names its product dynein associated protein-domain-containing protein. Gene Ontology annotation, cellular component: microtubule associated complex; cell tip; spindle pole body. The coding region runs from base 204 to 3839 and encodes 1211 amino acids. NCBI's taxonomy places the organism in Eukaryota, Fungi, Mucoromycota, Mucoromycetes, Mucorales, Mucoraceae. The transcript is spliced from 9 exons. The record is from RefSeq and is a predicted model, not a curated record. Gene Ontology annotation, biological process: establishment of mitotic spindle orientation; nuclear migration involved in conjugation with cellular fusion.
UUGAUUAUAUCAUUGAUCAAUAUAAUCAUCCUUAAUAAGGAGUGAGAGAGUAGUCAUACAACAAUUCCUUUUUUUUUUUUUUCUCAGUCUUAUUACAAUUAUUGUUCUUUUUAUUAAAAAAAAUAUAUACAUUUAUAUACACAUAUACAUCGUGUUUUAAUUAAUCAUUCUUAAACUUAUAUAACUCAAUAUCUUAAUUAUACAUGUCGGGAAUGGAUCCUCAACAACGACGAUCCAGUUUUCGUAAUUCCUCUCCUAACACUAUAAUGAUGAAUUCGGAGCUCAAAGUAGGGAUGCGGGCUCAGGUACAAGGCAAGAUGGGAUGGAUUCGCUUUGUAGGCAUUACGAGUUUUCAAACAGGCAAAUGGAUAGGUAUUGAACUAGACGAGCCACAAGGGAAAAAUAGUGGUGUCGUUCAGGGUAAACGUUAUUUUGAGUGUAAAACCAAUCAUGGUGUCUUCGUUAGACCAAGUCAAGUCAAACUUAUUCAUAAUCCUUCGUUAACUACUACUACUACUACUACCUCAAUGUCGCCAUUAGAACAAGAGACCUCAUCAUUGACGACGAAAGCAAUACCUUCAUCAUCACGUAUAAGUCGAUUACCUAAUUUAAUGAAUCGAAAGAGCAGCACCAUCCUUUCCACUCAGCCCAAAUCAGUGUCCAUCACACCUAAAAAAAAUAAAACACCCUUAAUGAGUCAAAACAAUGUCCAACAAGAAGAGAUGGAGGUGAACAAAGAAGAGGAUUCUUCAUUAUCCGUCUCUGAAGAAAUCAUUCCAUCUUCUUCUUCUUCUUCUUCUAUUACUACUACUACUACUGCUGCUGCUGCUGCUCUUCCUCCUCCUCCACAACAAAGUUAUGGUUCACUUUUAUCUAUUCAUAAAUCAGAUCCUAUCAUUUCCUUUAAAGAAUACGAAGAACUUCGUCUGAAACUUAAAAUACUUGAAGCAAAACGGCAAGAAGACCGUGAACGAUAUCGUGAAUAUGAAAAGAUCAAAGAAGAAGCAGAACAAUUCUUGACGUUAAGAAACAAGUUACAAGAUAAGAUUAGUGAAUUACAACGAGAGUUGAGAGAGACAAGACGAGAACUGAAGGAGUCGAAUGAUGAAAAGGAAAAUUAUGAAGUAAAAUACAAUGAUGUUAUUGAGUCGUUGGAGAUGAUCACGUUAGAUAAGGAAGUAGCUGAAGAACGAGCAGAACACUUGCAACAAGAAGUGAAUGUGCUGAAAGAUAAAAUUGAGGAGAUUGGGGUUGAUUUAGAUGUAUUAAGAAAAGAAGCGGAUAUAAUAAAUCGUGUUUCUUCUGAAGGUGGUGGAGAUCAAAAGACAUCUUUAGAGUUUAUUCAAUUAGAAAGACAUAAUGAAAGAUUAAAAGAAGCUUUGGUGAGAUUACGUGAUGCAACUACAGCUCGUGAAAAUGAACUUUGUGAUAGAAUCAAGGAAUUGGAAAAGGAAAGCUAUGUAUUAGACGAUGUGAAAAAACAAUACGAUAAAAUACAUAAUAAGCUCGAAUUAUCAGAAUUGACGAUUGAAGAACUUAAGCAACGUUUGGAUGAUGCUCUGGGAGCUGAAGAUUUAGUUGAGCAAUUAACAGAGAAAAAUUUGAGUUUAACAGAAAAAAUAGAAGAGAUGCAUCUAAUUAUUGAGGAUUUGGAAGCCCUUAAAGAACUUGCAGAUGAACUAGAAGAGAAUCAUAUUGAAAAUGAAAAGCAGUUACAAGCUGAAAUUGAUCAUAGAGAUAUGCUACUACGUGAACAGCUAGAACGUCUUCGAUCCUCAGAAGAAACUAACGCAGAUUACGAGACCACAAUUCAGCAAUUCCGUGAGCUGGUUACAACUUUACAAAACGAUUUAGAACAGUUACGCUUUAAGGAAGUAAGUCAACAAUCAGAGAAGCAAACAUUAAGCAGUCAGUCACAAGCUAUGAUGUCCCUUCAUAUGCAAUUACAAUCUACUGUAAUGAAAGCACAAGCAAAAGCAAUUGACCUAGAACUACGUAAAUUGGAUGCUGCUCAAGCCAAUGAUCGACUUAAUUGUAUUCAGCCUUAUUUACCCGAUUCAUUCUUCAGGACCGAAAAUGAUGCCAUAUCAUGUCUGUUGUUAUUUAAACGGCUCGUAUUUAAGACAGAAUUGAUUAUCAAGCAUUUAGAUCAAAAUUAUCCAAUUAGUGAAAAAAUCAUGGACAUUGUGCCUGAAAGUCUUAUUGCUGUCUGUGAGAUGCGUCAGCGUGCAGGAUGGUUGAGCGACAUAAGUAAACGAUUUGUGACAUUUAUUAAAAAUUGUCAGCCUGCCAUGUUUAUCAAGAUGGGACAGGUCUAUCAUGAUUUAAUGGGUGCAGAAAGACGAUUGACGAGUCUUGUUGAAUUGAUGCGCAUGAAUGAGAUCAAUGAAUUAGAAUGUGUAGUUGAGUUACAACGUAUUAUCGCUCAAUUAGAGCAUUUAAGUGAAAUUCACUUAGUACAAAAUGAGGCUAAUCAUUUUGAUCAAUUCUUUGGAUUAACAAGAGCUUUAGAUUUAAAUGCAGAUCGAAUAAUUGUAGAGCUAACUUUUGUUAAGCAAGCGUUAGAUUGUCCAACCCAAAAUGAAAAUAUAAAUAUAAUUGAAGGACGCCAAACAUUAGACUACGAUUAUUUAGAACCACUAGGUCGACUUGUUUCUCAAGCUAAAAAUAGUAAGGUGUUGGCAAAGAAAAUAGUGCGCCAGUUAGAAGAUUUGUCAGAGCAAGCAUUAACCUUAAGACCAGAAUACCUUCAUCAAUUCAGAAUGUUAUUUGCCAUCAGUUCCAAACUUGGAAAAUUUUGUUAUGAAACAUAUAAACAAAUUUCAGCUUAUAUAAGUGCUAAAAUGGAUAGCAAAGAAGAUAUCAGCCUAAGUAUGAUUCAGCAAAUCGUUUAUAAUAAGGCAGAUGAGGUUCUUGAAAUUGCUGAAAGUUCCAUGUGGGAAGCUUGUUUAAAAACACUAAAAUCUCUAACCAAUGAACUUGGAAGCACAAUUGAGCAAAUAUCAAAUGAAAACAAAACAGAAAAAAUUAUAACUACAGUAGCUCCUUGGGUUCAACGAGCUUCCGAUAUUAAGGCAGAAGUUAUUAUUAAUCAUGAUAUGGAACGUAAAUUACAACAACAUAGCGAUGAGAUUGUAAAAUUAAUCAAAGAUGUGAAAAUUAAAGAUCAAGCACUUCAAGAAUCGAAUGUCAAGAUUGAGUUACUUAAAAAACGUAUGGAAAUAGUAAAGAAACAAGCUGAGCAGAUCAACUCACUGGAAGAAACAUUAUCAAAAGUACAAGGUCAAGAACAAAUGUAUGCUGAAGCAAUGGAGAAUCUUCAGAUUGAAUAUGAUGCAUUAGAACAAGAGAAUACAGAACUUAAAAAGAAUGCCCUCAAAAAUGAAGAAAAGAGAUUUUCUUCGGUUAUUCGUUAUUUACGUUCUGAGAAUGCACACCUUAAAGGAUUGGACAUUGCUCGAUCACUCCAACUCCAUCAACAACCUUUUAAGAAGCUUAAUGAUGCUAAAGACUUCAACUUGGACAAGCCUUUACUUGGAUCUUUUGCUCUUGAAAGACGUAUGCUUGUAAAGGAUAUACGUACUGUAAGCGCAUCCUUGAAGGUAGUACAGCUCUCAUCUCACUAUCGUGCUGGUAAAUGGCAAAGUGAGAAAAGACUACCAGACUAUCAAUACCAAACGCAACAAUCUGUGCUGUAUACCCUAAAACAAAGAUAUAAUCAAUUAAGACAUAAAAUAGCACAAGAUCAAAAGGAUACGCCAUCUCAACAGAUACUACUAUCAACUCGUAAAGCCAAGUUGCUAAAAUCCAACUACCAAAUUCUAUUACUGCAAAUAUAAAUAAUAGAUGUCGUGUUCAACUCAAAAGUUUAGUCGAAUUUGAAAAAAUACACAACAUCUUUAUUUAAAUAAAGAUAAAAAAAACUUGCUUUACACACAUAAUUGAUGAAAAAAUACAACGUUACUUUUUGGAUAAAUUAACAAUGAAUGAAUGAA